AAAAAAACGAAAAGAUAAAAAGAAAAGAAAAAGAGAACGUUUUCGAUUUGCAAACCUACUCCUCACCACCGCCGUUGGAUAGAAAGCUCGACAGGGGAGGGAAGAGAAGAGAAGAGAAGAGUAGGGAAGAGAGAGAAAGAGUAUUGGGGGGUGUUGGGGUUUUUGGGUUUCAUAAACCAGUCAAGAACUGAUGGGGAAGAGCGAGAAAACGGGGCUAGGAAGGUCCCUAGUGAAGCACCACAAUCAGAUGAUCCAACAAUCCAAAGAGAAGGGUCAAUUCUAUAAGAAUAAUCAAAAGAAGGUGCUCGAAUCAAUCACCGAAGUCAGCAAUAUCGACGCUGUCAUCCAACAGGCCGAAGAGACAGAAAACCUCUUCUCCCUCGAGAACCCAAUUCCCAAUCUUCUCAUCGAUCCGGACUCGAGUUCCAGCAUCAGCAACAUGACACCUGAGGAGAGGAGAGAACAACAGAAGAAAGAGGAGGCGUUGCAUGCUAGCAGUCUACGUGUUCCACGCAGGCCACCAUGGAAUACUAAAAUGUCUGUGGAGGAACUCGAUUUCAAUGAAAGACAAGCUUUUUUGGUCUGGCGUCGCAGCCUUGCAAGACUUGAGGAGAAUGAGAAGCUUGUUCUUACUCCAUUCGAGAAGAACCUAGAUAUCUGGAGACAACUUUGGCGUGUGGUUGAACGCAGUGAUCUGCUUGUGAUGGUGGUUGAUGCACGAGACCCGCUUUUCUACCGUUGCCCUGAUCUUGAGGCAUAUGCACGAGAAAUUGAUGCGCACAAGAGGACGUUGCUUCUUAUUAACAAGGCAGAUCUUUUACCAUUUUCUGUCAGAGACAAAUGGGCAAAAUACUUCCGCCUUCAUGGGAUUCUUUUUGUUUUCUGGUCAGCUAAGGCUGCUUCUGCAGCUCUUGAAGGAAAAAAACUUGGUGUUCCGUUAGAGAUGCAAACUAACUGGCAAGAAUCAGAUGGCGCUGAUACAAAAAUAUAUGGGAGGGAGGAACUUUUAGCCCGUUUACAGUUUGAAGCAGAGGAGAUAACCAUGAUGAGGGGGAAAUCAGGUUCUGGUGUUUCUCCUCCUCCUCAUGCUCAUUCUCUUGGUGAAAAUGUUGCAGGAAAUACAGCAUCUAAAAGUGUAGUAGUGGGAUUUGUGGGGUACCCUAAUGUGGGGAAAAGCUCAACUAUCAAUGCUUUGGUAGGUGAGAAACGGACAGGUGUCACCUCGACCCCAGGGAAGACAAAGCAUUUCCAAACAUUGAUAAUGUCUGAUGAACUAACACUAUGUGAUUGCCCUGGAUUAGUAUUUCCAUCCUUUACUAGCUCAAGAUAUGAGAUGAUUGCUUCUGGAGUUUUGCCAAUUGAUCGAAUGAGUGAGCACAGGGAGGCUGUACAGGUUGUGGCAAAUAGUGUACCUAGACUCAUAAUUGAGAAUGUCUACAAAAUUAGUUUGCCAAAACCCAAGCCUUAUGAGCCACAGUCUCGUCCCCCUCUAGCGUCAGAAUUUUUGAGAGCUUAUUGUGCCUCUCGUGGGUAUGUUGCCUCAAGUGGGCUGCCAGAUGAGACUAGAGCUGCCCGACAAAUUUUGAAGGAUUACAUUGAUGGGAAACUUCAACAUUUUGAAAUGCCACCCGGAUUGUCAAAUGAAGAACCUGGCAUGGAGGAUGCCACCACAUCCAGCUUGUCCGAGAUGCAUGAAUCAGAUUCAUCUGAUGCUGAAAGCGCUCCAAAUAGUGAAGGUGAUAGUACACCCAUUUCAGAGCAUGUACUGAAUGAUCUCAAUUCGUUUGACAUGGAUAAUGGACUAGCUUCCAAGGAGGUUAUGGUUAAGAAAAAGCCUGCGAAAGCAUCCUAUAAACAACACAAGAAGCCUCAGAGGAAAAAAGACCGCUCAUGGAGGGUUCGGGAUGACGAUGGUGAUGGGAUGGCGGUUGUUAGAGUCUUCCAGAAUCGGGAGAAGACAGGUCAUGUGAAGGUUGGUUAGUACCAGGUUAAAGCUACGGGUAUAACUACAUCUUUUUUUUUUUUUUUUUGUUUUUGUUAUCAUGCUGGUCCAGCAAAGCCAUGAUGGCUAACAAUAUGGUGGUUCUACUUAAGAUGGCUCUGUAUUAUUAGAACACCUACAUUUGUUUGUAGUGGGUUGUUGACAACUUGUUUUAAGGAAUGGUGUGGAUAAUGAUGGUCAGUAUCA
Cornus florida is the source of this 2188-nucleotide messenger RNA. Its product is annotated as GTPase LSG1-2. Bases 191 to 1981 code for a protein of 596 amino acids. NCBI's taxonomy places the organism in Eukaryota, Viridiplantae, Streptophyta, Magnoliopsida, Cornales, Cornaceae. The transcript is spliced from 7 exons. Gene Ontology annotation, cellular component: cytosol. The record is from RefSeq and is a predicted model, not a curated record. Gene Ontology annotation, molecular function: GTPase activity; GTP binding.